This is a messenger RNA of Fopius arisanus, 1549 nucleotides long. RefSeq names its product major facilitator superfamily transporter 18 (gene MFS18). Bases 168 to 1478 code for a protein of 436 amino acids. NCBI's taxonomy places the organism in Eukaryota, Metazoa, Arthropoda, Insecta, Hymenoptera, Braconidae. Gene Ontology annotation, molecular function: transmembrane transporter activity. Gene Ontology annotation, biological process: transmembrane transport. The transcript has 7 exons. The record is from RefSeq and is a predicted model, not a curated record.
CUUGAACCGACAAUCAACAUCUGGAGAGUCAGUAACACCAAAAAUGCACAAGUGUGAGGUUUAGAAUUUUUUGUCAUGACAUUUAUCUUUUGUGGAAGUCUUUUAAUUCAGGUUGACUGAUACAUCAAUGACACGAUGCAUUAAUUCGAGGAAUUUGAGUUAAUUCCAUGGAUAUAAAAACGUCAGGGGAGACUGACAGGUUGACAGGGGUUAAUAUGGAUGCAGGGAGUGAAGAGAAAAACUCAUUUUGGUCCAGAAGGGAGAGAAAACGUUGGUUCAUCUCACUAUUAUGUGGCACAUGUUUACUUUACGCAACGAGGACAUCAGUGCCUCUGCUGAUGCCCGUAAUAAGUAAAGAGAGAAAAUUAAGUAAAGCAGACUCUGGUAUAAUUCUCUCGAGCUUCUUCUGGGGCUACACCCUGACCCAGGUGGCAAGUGGAUACAUCAGCGACAGAAUUGGAGGGCAGAAGAUUAUGUGGAUUGCAGCCCUUGGCUGGUCCUUCACUACAUUUACCCUUCCAAAUGUCAUCGAGGAGUUUUCCAGUGGUGAUCACUACGUCGAGAUCAUAGCAAUGGCCAGAACAAUAACUGGGGCCUUCCAGGGUAUGCAUUUCCCCAGUGUAAUAAGUCUUACGAGUCAGCACCUCGAUGAGUCAGAGAGGGCCUCAUUUUUUGGAUUACUCACGUCAGGAUCAGCCCUUGGAACACUCCUCACUGGAUCUCUUGGCUCUUAUUUGCUGGUGAAAUUCAGCUGGGCUGUGGUCUUUCAAGUAUUAGGUAGUCUAGGUUUACUUUGGACGUUAUUACUUUAUUAUCAAACACUUAAUGCUCAAAGGAGGAGAACAACAUCGAGAAAUUCAAGAGAAUCCAGCAAGAGUCUACCCUGGAGAGAGCUCUGGUCGAAAUCGCCUUUCUGGUCUUGUGUAUUCGCUCAUGCCUGUCAGAAUAAUUGUUUCUUCGUUUUACUCUCGUGGAUGCCAACGUACUUUCAUGAUACCUUUCCAGACGUGCCAAGUUGGGUGAUGAAUAUGGUACCCUGGCUUUCUUUAUUUCCCUGCACUUUCCUGGGGAAAAUACUCUCCGAGAGGUUAAUUACUGCUGGGUACACAGUCACAGCGACGAGAAAAAUCGUGGAAACUAUUUGUUUUGUAACUCAAGCCGUUAAUUUACUUAUAUUAGCAACAGUUGAAACAUUCCAAAGUGCAAUGCUCUGUCUAAUGUUUAUAAUCGGUGGCACGGGGUUUCAUAAUACAGCAAUUGCUGUGAAUCCAUCAGACUUGGCGCCGAAGCACUCAGGGAGUGUCUUUGGUCUCAUGAACUCAGUCGGCGCAGUUCCGGGAUUCUUAGGCGUUUACCUAGCUGGUUACAUCCUCCAUAUGACCCACAGCUGGGCCGCAGUAUUUGUUUUAACAGCCUUUAUCGACAUUCUGGGCUGCGCCGUUUAUCUAACAUUUGGUUCCGGCCAGGCGAUUAUAUGAGAGUACGCGUGACGAUGUCAAAAAAUUUUGUACAUACUUAACUUAAUUGAAUAAAUUUGUAAAUUAGUAAA